AUGGAGGACCCCAUUAACACACCUGCAGAGUAUGGAAAAAGUCACAAGUGGAUGAAAAGAAGUAUUUUUUGGAAUCUACCAUAUUGGAAAACUAACUUGAUCCGACAUAAUCUUGAUGUGUUGCACAUAGAGAAAAAUGUGUUUGAAAAUGUUUUCUAUACUGUGAUGAAUGUGAAAGGGAAGAGUAAAGAUAAUAUGAAGGCCAGGAAAGAUGUUGGAAUUCUUUGUGACCGUAAGGAGAUAGCAAUUCCUUCAAAUAGUAUAAGUCAGACUAUUCCAAAAGCAUUAUACACCUUAACCAAAGAUCAGAGGAGGGUUAUUUGUGAAUGGCUUCAUAACUUGAGGUUUCCCGAUGGUUAUGCUUCUAAUCUUGGAAAAUGUGUUGAUAUGAAUGCAUUGAAGAUAACCUGCAUGAAGAGUCACGACUGCCACACAAUAUGCUCUGCUAUGCUUGACAUUGAUAAACUAAUGGAGUUAGAGAAAAAGGUUGCGGUGAUUUUAUGCAACUUGGAGAAAAUAUUCCCUCCAUCUUUCUUUGAUUCUAUGGAGCAUCUCAUUAUCCAUUUGCCUUAUGAAGCUAGAAUUGGAGGGAUUAAUGAUGGUGCCUUUGAACCUUUCUCUAUAUUCAAUUACAUAGGUCGAAGUCAAGGUCGUCCAAAGAUUAGAUGGCUUUCUGAAAAUAAGUUGCAUGUGGCACAUACUUAUAUAUUACGAAAUUGUCCAGAAGUGCAACCAUAUUACAAGAUAUUUGUCAACUACCUACAAGGGAACUCUCUUGAUGCCAUCAAUAAGGCAAUUGAUAAGCAUUUUGCAAAGUGGUUUGAAAAUUUUGUGGCAAAUAAGGUCAAUCAAGUCAUUGAUCCUCUCUUGCAAAGCCUUGCUUGGGGUCCAUCUAUGAAAGUGACAACAUGGCCAGGAUACUUCAUCAAUGGUUAUAACUUUGAUAGUGUCACCCAUGGCAUUGAGAAAGCCACCAUGAAUAGUGGCAUAUGUGUACAAGGGUCCAAUGUUGAGGAGAUAUGCACUGAUUUCUAUGGUUUAUUGCAGGAUGUAGUCCAACUUGAGUACCAUGGUAAUAGAUGGAACCGUGUUGUCCUCUUCGAGUGUACAUGGUUUGAUCCAAUAAAUGGCACCAAGGUUAAUCCUUUAUAUAAAUUGGUUGAUGUUAAUCGGAAAAAAAUGUAUGCAAAGUAUGAUCCAUUUGUAUUGGCACAACAAGCCAUUCAAGUGAACUAUAUUGAGUAUCCUAGCAUGAAAAAGGAUAAGGUUGAUUGGUUAGCUGUGUGCAAGACAAAAGCUAAGAGAAUGGUUGAGGCAAGUUGGCCAGGCAAAGAUAGCACCGCAUAUCAAAUGGAGGAAAUUACAUCAAAUCCGGUUAUCAGUAUUAUACAAGAGAUUCCUUCUUUGGUUGAUCCAUAAGGCAAAAAACAAUUUGCUGAAUUAUCUGAACGGAUGCAAGAUAUUUCAGAAAGUGAAACUGAGGAAGAUGAAGAAGAUGAGCAGGAAGAUAAUGAAUAUGAAGAAAUUGAUGAUGAUGAUGAUGAUGAUGAUGAUGAUUUGGGAGAACAUGACUUUUAAUUAAUUACUAAAUAUCUU
Molecule: messenger RNA, 1596 nt
Organism: Dioscorea cayenensis subsp. rotundata (Guinea yam)
Lineage: Eukaryota; Viridiplantae; Streptophyta; Magnoliopsida; Dioscoreales; Dioscoreaceae
Exons: 5
Coding region: 1-1419 (472 amino acids)
Source: RefSeq, a predicted model, not a curated record